GUUCACAGUCACCUGCCCAACGCAGUUCUGGUACCAUCUCCUGCAAUCGCGUCAGUGCCUUUCUUUUGGUGUCCUAAUGGAUUACACUCUCUGAUAUCGCCAAAAAACCCUUUUAUAAGGGAUAUGUUAUCCGCUUCGCGUCAAUUUCCGGCUAAGCCAUGGUUAUCGUCACUCGGGGAGACUACAUAUGGAUUGAACCUAUUUCAGGAAGAGAGUUUGAUGUUGCAAUUGGUGCCCGAGUAAUAUCUGCUGAAGGAAAACGCAUUCUAAUAAAAGACGAUGAUGGCAAGGAGGUGUGGCUCACACCGGAGAGGAAGAUUAAGGCAAUGCAUGCCACAUCGGUUCAAGGAGUGGAGGACAUGAUAUCCCUGGGAGACCUGCACGAGGCUGGAAUACUGCGAAAUCUCUUAAUAAGAUACAAUGAAAAUCUCAUUUAUACAUACACUGGCUCAAUAUUAGUGGCUGUUAAUCCUUACCAAAUAUUACCAAUUUAUACUGCUGAACAAAUUAAGCUUUAUAAGGAUAAGAAAAUAGGCGAACUUCCCCCUCAUAUCUUUGCCAUUGGUGAUAACUGUUACACUCACAUGAAAAGAUUUGGCCAAGAUCAGUGUAUAGUCAUUAGCGGGGAGAGUGGUGCAGGGAAAACGGAAAGCACUAAGUUAAUAUUACAAUAUUUGGCAGCGAUCAGUGGAAAACAUUCAUGGAUUGAGCAGCAGAUAUUAGAGGCAAAUCCAAUAUUGGAAGCAUUUGGAAAUGCCAAAACAAUUAGAAAUGAUAACUCCUCAAGAUUUGGAAAGUACAUAGACAUACAUUUCAAUGCGUCAGGAGUUAUUGAAGGUGCAAAAAUCGAACAAUAUCUGUUAGAAAAAUCUAGGAUAGUAUCACAAUCACGGGAUGAAAGGAAUUAUCACAUUUUCUACUGUAUGCUCGCUGGACUUGCAAAAGAAGACAAGAACAAAUUAGAGUUAGGAGAUGCAUCACACUAUAAGUACCUUAUAGGAGGAGGAGGGAUAACAUGUGAAGGCAGAGACGAUGCUGCUGAAUUUGCGGAUAUUCGAUCUGCAAUGAAAGUAUUAUUGUUUUCAGACCAAGAAAUAUGGGAAAUACUAACGUUAUUAGCUGCUUUACUGCACACAGGAAACAUUAAUUACAAAGCAGCUAUAAUAGACAAUUUAGAUGCCACUGAAAUUCCUGACCAUUCGAUCGUUUCCAGAGUAGCAGGUCUUCUUGGUGUUCCCAAACAACCUUUAAUUGAUGCUUUGACAAGAAAAACAUUAUUUGCUCAUGGAGAGACAGUGGUUUCGACACUUUCUAGAGAUCAGUCAGUGGAUGUGAGGGACGCAUUUGUAAAAGGGAUAUAUGGAAGACUUUUUGUGUACAUAGUAAAUAAAAUAAAUAACGCUAUUUAUAAACCAAAGUCAGCUGCCAGAAAUUGUAUAGGUGUUUUGGACAUUUUUGGCUUUGAGAAUUUCGACACCAAUAGUUUCGAACAAUUUUGUAUCAAUUUUGCAAACGAGAACCUCCAGCAAUUUUUUGUUCAGCACAUAUUUAAACUGGAACAAGAAGAAUACAAUUUAGAAAAUAUAAACUGGCAGCAUUUAGAAUUUGUGGACAACCAGGACGCUUUAGAUUUGAUCGCAAUAAAACAAUUAAAUAUUAUGGCUCUAAUUGACGAAGAAUCAAAAUUUCCAAAAGGCACGGACCAAACUAUGCUUGCAAAGCUUCACAAAACUCACGGGUCUCAUAGAAAUUAUUUAAAACCUAAAUCAGAUAUAAAUACUUCAUUUGGGUUAAAUCAUUUUGCUGGGAUUGUAUUCUAUGACACAAGAGGAUUUUUGGAAAAAAACAGGGAUACGUUCAACGCAGACCUUUUGCAACUCAUACACAUAUCCAACAACAAAUUUUUAAGAUUGCUAUUUGCAGAAGACAUUGGAAUGGGUGCAGAAACGAGAAAAAGGGCGCCAACUCUUUCUACUCAAUUUAAAAAAUCUCUUGACUGUCUUAUGAAAACAUUAAGCAACUGUCAACCUUUUUUCAUAAGAUGUAUAAAGCCAAAUGAGAUAAAAAAGCCGAUGAUGUUUGAUCGAGGCUUAUGCGUUAGACAACUGAGAUAUUCAGGUAUGAUGGAAACAAUUAGAAUCAGGCGAGCAGGCUAUCCCAUUAGACACUCUUUUAAAGAUUUUGUCGAGAGAUAUCGUUUUCUCAUACCAGGGGUUCCUCCAGCUCAUAAGACUGAGUGCCGUUCGGCUACAGGAAGGAUCUGCCAAGCUGUAUUAGGAAAAUCUGACUAUCAACUCGGGAGCACAAAAGUCUUUUUAAAAGAUGCACAUGAUUUGUAUUUAGAACAAGAACGAGAUAGAGUUCUAACAAGAAAUAUUGUGGUACUGCAAAAAUCAAUCAGAGGAUGGGUUUAUAGAAGAAGGUAUCAAAGAAUGAAAGCUGCAGCAAUGGUUAUUCAGAAGUACUGGCAGGGCUGGGCUCAACGUAGACGAUAUCUCCGGAUGCGUGUUGGCUACAUGAGACUUCAAGCAUUGAUAAGAUCGAGGGUUCUGUCCCACAGAUUCCGUCACCUCAGAGGGCAUAUUGUCGCUUUGCAAGCAAGAGCCAGGGGUAAAUUAGUGAGGGAAAUGUUUGCCAAAAAAAUGUGGGCAAUUGUCAAAAUUCAGUCUCACGUACGAAGGAUAAUAGCCCAAAGAAGAUAUGCAAAAAUCAAACUUGAGUAUCGUCAGCACUUUGAGGCGCUUAAGAUGAAAAAAAUUGAAGAGAAAGAACUCAAAGAUGCAGGAAACAAAAGAGCAAAGGAAAUUGCCGAGCGACAUUACAGGGACCGAAUGGAAGAAUUGGAGAGGCGUGAACAUGAACAGGAAAUUGAGGAAAGGAGGAGAAUGGAAAUAAAAAAGAACAUUAUAAUAGAUGCUGCCAAAAAACAGGAUGAGCCUGUAGAUGAUAGUAAACUUGUUGAAGCUAUGUUUGACUUUUUGCCAGAUUCCAGCAGUGAAGCUCCCCUUCCAGCUAGAGAGACUUCUGUCUUUAAAGAUUUACCUACAGCAAAAGCUGAUCAACAAGAAGUCAUCAAUCAGAUCCAAAUGGCAACCGAAGAUGAAGAAGACCUGUCAGAAUUUAAGUUUCAAAAGUUUGCAGCAACGUAUUUCCAAGGGAAUGUUACUCAUCAAUACUCUAGAAAGCCGUUGAAACAUCCGUUACUCCCACUUCACACACAAGGAGACCAAUUGGCUGCACAAGCACUUUGGAUAACAAUUUUAAGAUUUACUGGAGAUCUGCCAGAACCGAGAUACCACACAAUGGAUAGGGACAAUGUAUCUGUAAUGUCAAAAGUGACAGCAACACUUGGUAGAAACUUCAUACGCAGUAAGGAGUUUCAAGAAGCUCAACUCAUGGGAAUGGACCCGGAUACAAUUCUGAAACAGAAACCUCGCUCAAUAAGGCACAAAUUGGUGUCACUGACUUUGAAGAGAAAAAACAAACUUGGAGAAGAUGUACGCAGAAGACUGCAAGAUGAAGAAUACACAGCAGACAGUUAUCAGUCUUGGCUUGAAGCAAGGCCGACUUCAAAUCUAGAAAAACUUCAUUUCAUCAUUGGACACGGAAUUCUGAGAGCAGAACUAAGGGAUGAAAUUUACUGUCAAAUAUGUAAACAGUUGACAAACAAUCCUUCAAAAUCAUCACACGCUCGCGGUUGGAUUCUGCUCUCGCUUUGUGUUGGUUGUUUUGCACCUUCUGAAAAAUUUGUAAGCUAUCUAAGAGCAUUUAUAAGAGAAGGACCACCUGGUUACGCUCCGUAUUGUGAAGACAGGUUGAAGAGAACAUUCAACAACGGCACUCGCAAUCAACCUCCAAGUUGGCUUGAACUUCAGGCUACAAAGUCAAAGAAACCGAUAAUGUUGCCUAUCACAUUUAUGGAUGGAAACACUAAAACACUUUUAGCAGAUUCGGCAACAACAGCCCGAGAACUGUGCAAUCAACUAUCUGACAAAAUAGCUCUAAAGGAUCAGUUUGGAUUUUCUUUAUACAUAGCUCUCUUUGAUAAAGUUUCAUCUCUUGGAAGUGGAGGGGACCAUGUCAUGGAUGCGAUAUCACAAUGUGAACAAUAUGCAAAAGAACAAGGCGCUCAGGAAAGGAACGCACCCUGGAGAUUAUUCUUCAGAAAGGAAAUAUUUGCUCCUUGGCACGAUCCAACUGAAGAUCAGGUUGCGACAAAUCUCAUUUAUCAACAAGUUGUCAGAGGUGUAAAAUUUGGCGAAUAUAGGUGUGACAAGGAAGAAGAUCUGGCUAUGAUUGCAGCUCAACAAUACUACAUUGAAUAUUCGUCAGACAUGAACAUGGAACGGCUAUUGGGGUUACUGCCAAGCUAUAUUCCAGAUUAUUGCCUAACAAAUGGCGAUAAAUCUAUCGAUCGUUGGGCUAGUUUGAUAUUGCAAGCUUUUAAAAAGAGCUAUUAUGUCAAAGAUCUGGUUUUAACUUUAAGAGUUAAAGAAGAUAUUGUAAGCUAUGCUAAGUUUAAAUGGCCAUUGCUUUUUUCAAGAUUUUAUGAAGCUUACAGAAAUUCAGGUCCAAACUUACCCAAGAACGAUGUUAUAAUAGCAGUCAACUGGACUGGUGUAUAUGUUGUUGAUGACCAAGAGCAAGUGCUGUUAGAACUCUCUUUCCCAGAAAUCACCACAGUCUCUAGUCAAAAGACGAAUAAGGUUUUCACUCAGACUUUUACUCUAUCAACUGUGAGAGGAGAAGAAUUCACGUUCCAGAGUCCGAACGCAGAAGACAUAAGGGAUCUUGUUGUUUACUUUUUGGAAGGGCUGAAAAAGAGGUCGAGUUACGUUAUAGCUCUCCAAGAUUAUAAAUCUCCUGGUGAAGGCUCUUCUUUCUUGACAUUCCAAAAAGGUGACCUUAUCACGUUGGAGGAUGAUGCGACUGGAGAAACUGUUAUGAAUUCAGGUUGGUGCGUGGGCAGAUGCGAAAGAUCGGGUUUGAAAGGAGAUUUUCCAGCUGAAGCAGUUUAUGUUCUUCCUGCCUUGAGCCAACCCCCUACGGAUAUAUUGGCUUUGUUUAAUUUAGAAGGAGCAGAGCAUGGUAGAAAAACCAACUCUCAAAGCAUAAACGGUACUGAGCAAAGGGAAAAACCACACACUUUGAUGGAAUACGCUAUUGAUCAUUUCAGACCACCACCAAAGAGAACAAUGUCAAAAACACUAACUCUCUCAGCAGCAAGAAGAGGAGGGCCUGAAGAACUUUGGCGCCAUUCCAGGGAACCACUGAAACAACCAUUGCUUAGAAAACUUGUUGGAAAGGAAGAACUGGCAGAAGAGGCUUGCUAUGCAUUUACUGCUAUAUUAAAAUACUGUGGAGAUUUACCUGCUAAAAGAAGACUAGGGAAUGAAUACACUGAUCAUAUUUUUGAUGGCCCUUUGAAACAUGAAAUUUUACGAGAUGAAAUCUACUGUCAGUUAAUGAGACAGCUUACUGAUAAUAGAAAUAGGCUGAGUGAGGAAAGAGGAUGGGAGCUGAUGUGGCUGGCAACAGGGCUUUUUGCAUGCAGUCAAGCGCUUUUUAAGGAGCUGAACACAUUCUUAAGAACAAGGAGACACCCAAUAGCCCAAGACUCAUUGCAAAGGCUUCAAAAAACAUUGAAAAAUGGCCAAAGGAAAUAUCCACCACAUCAAGUUGAAGUCGAAGCGAUUCAACACAAAACCACACAGAUAUUCCAUAAGGUCUAUUUCCCAGAUGAUACGGAUGAGGCUUUUGAGGUCGAUUCAUCAACAAGGGCGAAAGAUUUUUGUGCCAACAUCGCUCAGAGAUUAAACCUUCGGUCUUGUGAAGGUUUUAGCCUUUUUGUUAAAAUUGCAGAUAAAGUUAUUUCUGUACCUGAGGCAGAUUUUUUCUUUGAUUUCGUCCGUCACCUUACAGACUGGAUCAAAAAAGCGAGGCCUUCAAGGGAUGGUGCUACUCCGCAAUUUACAUAUCAAGUAUUUUUUAUGAAGAAAUUAUGGACGAAUACAGUACCUGGAAAGGACAGAAAUGCUGAUUUAAUAUUUCAUUUCCACCAGGAGCUUCCGAAACUUCUUAGAGGGUAUCAUAAGUGUACUAAAGAAGAAGCAGCAAAAUUAGCAGCAUUGGUGUACAGAGUACGAUUUGGUGAAAACAAACAGGAACUGCAGACCAUUCCGCAAAGGAUUAGGGAUUUAAUCCCAGGGGAUCUUAUUAAGUUACAAUCCACGGCUGAUUGGAAGAGAUUGAUUAUUGCAUCAUACAAUCAAGAUGCUGGAAUGAACCCAGAAGACGCAAAAAUAACAUUCUUGAAAAUAAUCUAUCGGUGGCCAACAUUCGGUUCAGCGUUUUUUGAAGUUAAGCAAACAACAGAGCCCAAUUAUCCAGAAUUGUUACUUAUUGCUAUAAAUAAGCACGGAGUGAGUCUGAUACACCCACAAUCAAAGGACAUCCUCGUUACCCAUCCUUUUACAAGAAUAUCAAACUGGUCAUCUGGCAACACAUACUUCCAUAUGACAAUUGGAAAUCUUGUGAGAGGAUCCAAACUCUUGUGUGAAACCUCGUUAGGAUACAAAAUGGAUGAUCUGUUAACUUCGUAUAUUUCUCUAAUGCUGAGCAAUAUGAAUAAACAACGUAGUCUUAGAGUCAAAUAAAAGUUAUAUACUGGAAAUAAUUCAUUGCUCAGUAAGAAUAUUAGAUAGCAUUUUGUUUUUCAACUUAAUUUUUUUUUUCUUUAAGCAAAUUAACAAUUUUUAUACAAUACUAUCUACUUACUUAUUAAAAAGGUUGAUUUAAAUCGCCAUACAGUAUUGUAUUAUUGAUGGGUCAAAUUAUUAUAAAACGGUGAAAAUAUAUAUAGCUGACUGAUAUAAUUGUAUUAUAAAUGCAAAUACUGAUUAGGAUUAAGAUGAAAUAUCGACAUUGUAAAUGUAUAAUUUAUAUAAUUAUUAUUUCAAUAAUUUAUGAACCUGUCCACAACAAUCACAAGCCGUAAUAUUGUUUCAAAGUUACAUUAAUAAUCAAAUAAUCAGUUUUCUAAAAAUGUGUAAAUAACUUUUAAUUACUGUAUAGUAAUUGUACGUGAAUGAUAAAAUUGUUAUUUUUUU
Molecule: messenger RNA, 7109 nt
Organism: Cimex lectularius (bed bug)
Lineage: Eukaryota; Metazoa; Arthropoda; Insecta; Hemiptera; Cimicidae
Gene: ck
Product: myosin-VIIa
Exons: 35
Coding region: 159-6656 (2165 amino acids)
Cellular component (GO): cytoskeleton; myosin complex
Molecular function (GO): protein binding; cytoskeletal motor activity; ATP binding
Source: RefSeq, a predicted model, not a curated record